GUGGACCUCAUCAUUAUUUCCCUGACAUCCUGUCUAGAAUUGAGAUGCCUUCAUUUAAGAUUCGGACCACUUAAUUGGAAGUUAUCUGGACUGUAGGAAUAAAUAGGUGCUGGGAGGAAUAAUGAGGUAAAUUACAAUGGUCCCGUAACAAUGAUAAAAGGCCAUUGAGACCUGAAUAUAGAGAUGAUCACAUGGUGGGGCUUGUGCCUGAAUUCUUUGACACAGUACAACAUCUCAUCAGUCUUGGGAAAAGCUAUAUCAUAUAGUCUAGAUUUCUUAGCUCAGUAAAAAUUGCUCCUAGAUUCUUAUGGAAGAAUGGCAUCAGUUGUGUUGUGUCCUCUACUCUCUAUUGUGUCAUGGUGUGCACCCCUCUGACUCUGACUAAAUAAUAAUAUUGUUGUAUGGUGUGCACCCCUCUGACUUCAGGAGAAACUUAUCCUAUAUUUUAUAGAUGUUUGGGUCUGUGAUAUGGUUUCCUUUGUCUACACUGAAUGUUCUAAUUAUCUAUAUUGUUCCUUUGUACAGCUCUUGGUGUAGCUUGCCACUCUCACCAAUCAAGUUUUCAUGUCUGAUCUCGACAUUCAGAUCCCAACUGCCUUCGAUCCCUUCGCUGAGGCCAAUGCUAGGGACUCUGGUGCGGCAGCAGGGUCAAAGGACUACGUUCACGUGCGCAUCCAGCAGCGUAAUGGUCGCAAGAGCCUGACUACCGUCCAGGGAUUGAAGAAGGAGUUCAGCUACAGCAAGAUCCUCAAAGAUCUCAAGAAAGAGUUCUGCUGCAAUGGUACAGUGGUCCAGGACCCAGAACUUGGACAAUGUUACUUUUAUGAAAGAAUGCACUGA
Molecule: messenger RNA, 840 nt
Organism: Zea mays
Lineage: Eukaryota; Viridiplantae; Streptophyta; Magnoliopsida; Poales; Poaceae
Product: protein translation factor SUI1 homolog
Exons: 2
Coding region: 565-840 (91 amino acids)
Biological process (GO): translational initiation
Molecular function (GO): translation initiation factor activity
Source: RefSeq, a predicted model, not a curated record